UGGGAGUGUGUGUGUGUGUAUGUGUGAGCGUGUGUUGUCGGCUGUUGCACACGUGUGUUUUGUGUGCACUCGAGCGCGUGUGUGUAUUUGUGUGCUCAUGUGUGCGUUGAGUUGCGUUGCGCUACAUCAGCUGAUGUAACAGCUUUUCUACUCUUGUGCGUCGUGGUCUGUAUUUGUUUUGGGUGUUUGGAGGGAGAGCACGCGCCGUGCCUGGCUGAAGUGUCACCAAGGAUAAAGCAACACCUGAGCAACAAGGACCAACACAGAAUUGACCUUUGACCUUAUAAAACCACCAUCCAUUCCAACUACCUGUCUGCCUCCAUCCAUCCUUCUUGCCCAUUCUUCCUCUCCUCCCUUCAUCCCUAUUCGCAUUGGCUCCAUAGUGACAAUAGUGCACCCUGGUGGAGUGGAGGACUGAGGGUACCCCCACCCACACUGGGCCCUUAUCCUGCCCAGUUGAAGGCUCUCGACGCUGGGGUGAAGAUGGAGGAGGAGCAGCCUCCUGUGGAGCUCACACCAACCACCACCGCCACCACAUUAGUUCUCGACCUCACAGAUACAGAGACAGUAGAGGGGCAGCAUGUGCUUGUGGUGGACAAGGAGGAUUCGGCAAGCACCGUUUCCGAGCGAUCUGAAGCCAUCUGUCUGGACCAAUCAGAGAGAGAUAGAGAGGAGAUGGAUAGCUUCCGUGACCAAUCAGAGGAGACGGACAGCUUCCGUGGCGGAGAGAGUCCCGCCUCCAAGGAGCAGGGAUUGGAGGACCGAGAGUGUGUGAUCUCGUCGUCCGAGGGUGUGUCAUCUCUCAUGGACUCGCCCACUGCAUCAUCGUCGCUGGUUACCGGCUCGAUUGAUUCUCUCCAAUCAGGGAGCUUGGAGGUACAAGGAGAAGAACAUUCCUCCUCCCCAGAAACCCCGCCCCCUCAUCAGUCAGCUGAGGAAGAGGAAGAGGAGGAUGAAGGACGAUGUUCUCCGAAAACACAAGUCAUCACACACCACAUGGAGAACACGACUGCAGCAACUUCCGGUGAAUCUCCAAAACACACUCACACGCACGCUUGGGUGCAACGACAAAUCUCCCUCUCCUUUGUGUCACCUGAUGAUGAUUCAACCAAUCACAAAGAGGGAGAGAGUCAUUCAACCAAUCACAAAGAGGGAGAGAGUCAGAAACAGGAAACAGAGAAAGGACAGCAAGGAGAGGAACAGAGGGAGGAAGAGGAGGAGGUGGAGUUUGAUGUCCUGGCCAAAGAUUUCGACCAAUCACUGGACCAGCUCAACCAGCUCAUUCUGGACCUGGACCCAGAGUUCGAGCCAAACCCCGCCCCCCCUACUUCACGCCGGGCCGGUCACAUGACCCGGUCAGCAUCGCUCUUCACCAAUGGGGUGAACCGGAAUCCCUCAUCAGGUUUGCUGUAUCGGCAGGCAAGUGAUGUCACUGAUUACCCAGGAUUCCACAGCCCGACCGAGGAUCUCCGUCAUGUGUUUAACCACUCGCCCUUGUACUCGCCAUCUUUUACACAGCUGUAUCGCAGCGAGAGCCUCGACUAUGGAGAUCAGUCUCCCGUGAUGGGCAGUCCCCGGUGGGCGGGAUCUGGAGACCAAGCCCCUCCCACCCCAGCAUUUCCUGUUUGCCCGCCCACUCCAUACGUAGAGUCCCGGGGGUUCCUGAACAUGCACAGCAGUCUGACGAACACGCACGCACAUCCUCAUCCUCAUCCCCUCACACACUCGGCCUCAACCUGCGACGAGACGGGACCAGGAUCACUAAGCCCCGCCUCCCACCAGCGCAUGAUUGGCUCUCUACGCUCAGUCUCCUCCUCCAGUCCCCUUCCUCAUAACCACAGUCCUUCGCCGCUACGUGGUUGGGAUGAAGUAUCUGACCCUGCCUCCUUCUUGACCACUCCUCUCACCUCCCACCCUUCACACACAUUCUCCUCCUCCUCCUCCUCCUCCAUCCUCAGCCCUGGCUCCCACCCCUUCUCCUCCCCCAGCCCCAUCCCUGGCCCUGGGUCCAGCUCUCCCCUGUCCCCCCAGAGCCUGAGUGGAGUGGAGCCCAGCCUACUGGAGGCGGUUCAGGGCUUUGAAGGUCUGGGGCUGGAGGACCCCUCUCCUCCUCCCAUCCUGCCCCAGAAGAGGAGAGGGCCGGACGGGGUGGAGACGGGCCUGGGUGCCCUGCUCAAUGGCAGCAGCUGCAGCAGCAGCCCUGAGCUUCUGGGGAGUAGACAAGAUUCAGUGAAGUUUGUUCAAGACACCACCAAGUUCUGGUACAAACCUGACAUCACACGUGAACAGGCCAUCGCGGCGUUGAAAGACCGCGAGCCGGGCUCAUUCAUAGUGCGCGACAGCCAUUCAUUCAGAGGAGCGUACGGAUUGGCCAUGAAGGUUGCCACGCCCCCUCCCUCCGUCCUACAGCAGAGCAGGAAAGCUGGAGAUCUGUCCAGUGAGCUGGUGAGACACUUCCUGAUUGAGUGCACCCAGAAAGGAGUCAGGCUGAAGGGCUGCCCAAACGAGCCCUACUUUGGAAGCCUCACAGCCCUGGUGUGUCAACAUUCCAUCACACCCUUAGCCCUCCCCUGCAAACUCAUUAUACCUGACUGUGAUCUACUAGAUGGUGUCUGUGAAGCCCCGACUGAAACUGCCACCAAUUCAGCUGCCGAACUGCUGAAACAGGGAGCAGCGUGUAACGUGUGGUUCCUGGGUUCAGUGGAUCUGGAGUCCCUGACGGGCGGGCAGGGCGUCCAGAAGGCCACCAGCGUCACCCUGGCGAUGAGCCCGCCCCCCACCUCCACCAUCGUCCACUUCAAGGUGUCCGCACAGGGCAUCACGCUCACCGACAACCAGCGCAAGCUGUUUUUCCGGAGGCAUUACCCAGUGAAUACAGUAAUAUUCUGCGCCUUGGACCCGCAAGAGAGAAGAUGGAAAAAAGAUGGCUGCCCAGACGCCAAGGUGUUUGGCUUCGUGGCGCGUAAGAGCAGCACCAGCAUGGAGAACGUGUGUCACCUGUUUGCCGAGCACGACCCCGAGCAGCCGGCCAGCGCCAUCGUCAACUUCGUCUCCAAGGUCAUGAUCGGCUCACACAAGACCAAGUAGCCAAGAGGGAUGGAGACAUCUGGACUCAUCAACACACACACACACACACACACACACACACACACACACACACACACACACACACACACACACACACACACACACACACACACACACACACACACACACACACACACACACACAAAUCAACUUCGUCUCCAAGGUCAUGAUCGGGUCACACAAGACCAAGUAGCCAAGAGGAGGCACUCAGACACAUGGACUCAUCAACACUCACACACACACGUACGCACAUACACAGUCAUAUAGGUAGACUUCAGCCGCUCUAACACACACACACACACACACACACACACACACACACACACACACACACACACACACACACACACACACACACACACACACUCACCAAGACCAAGUAGCCAAAAGGCACUCAGACGCACGCACGC
Molecule: messenger RNA, 3497 nt
Organism: Engraulis encrasicolus (European anchovy)
Lineage: Eukaryota; Metazoa; Chordata; Actinopteri; Clupeiformes; Engraulidae
Gene: tns3.2
Product: tensin 3, tandem duplicate 2
Exons: 16
Coding region: 484-3087 (867 amino acids)
Cellular component (GO): focal adhesion
Molecular function (GO): protein binding
Source: RefSeq, a predicted model, not a curated record